This is a messenger RNA of Ogataea haglerorum, 1149 nucleotides long. RefSeq lists its product as uncharacterized. The coding region runs from base 1 to 1149 and encodes 382 amino acids. Gene Ontology annotation, cellular component: cytoplasm; nucleus; CCR4-NOT complex. Lineage: Eukaryota; Fungi; Ascomycota; Pichiomycetes; Pichiales; Pichiaceae. Gene Ontology annotation, biological process: nuclear-transcribed mRNA poly(A) tail shortening. The record is from RefSeq and is a predicted model, not a curated record. The transcript has a single exon. Gene Ontology annotation, molecular function: poly(A)-specific ribonuclease activity.
AUGAACAUUGUUACAGUAGCUAAAAUUUUCAGACCUGUAGGUCGAUCGCUCUCAAUCAACGUGGAUAACUCUAUAACCAAGGAAAGAAAUUGGUUUGAUGUCAGCCCUUCAAAGCGACCAGCUGGACAACAGACCAUCACCGUGUCUACUUACAACCUUCUCUCCCAGCAAUACAUGUGGCCAGAAGUUUACAAUCACAUACCCUCGAAAUAUAGAAGCUGGGAGUACAGGCUACUUCUGAUAAACAGAAAUCUGAUAGACUUAUCGCGGCUGGCAGACAUCAUGUGUUUUCAGGAAAUGGAAUUCAAUGUUUAUCAGGAAACGUGGAAACCUCUAUUGAAAAAUCACGGUUUUGACUCCAUUUUCCAGAAAAAGAAGCCCCCCGUUUACUGGACGAAAAGCAAAGACCAGUUAGAUGGUGUCUCUAUUUUUGUCAAUUCCAACAAAUUUGACCUUCUUAACUACGAACCAGUCGAGUAUUCUGAACACUUCCAAAAUCCCCAAUAUUUCACUCCAACUGAAGAUCUAAGAGAACGUGCUAUGUCCAGAAAUACUGUUGCUCUCAUUGCAACAAUGAGACACAAGAAAACAGGAACUAUCAUUUUUGUGACGAACACGCACUUGUAUUGGUCCCCUGAGUUCCCCGAUGUCAAAGUUUUGCAAACAUACUUGCUGGCUCGUUUACUUAGAAGGACUAUGAGAAAUUACUAUAAAGUAAAUGAUUAUCAACUAAAAGAAAUCAUGCGUAAUGGAGAAGCUAAUGCUCUUUUGGUUGGCGAUUUCAAUUCUACGCCUGACUCCAUGGUUUAUGAGUUUUUACAAACUGGCUCGCUGAACAUCGCUAAAGACACCCGGUUCAAUUAUGAUUAUGGCGAGCUUGAUGGUGCUAUUUUGAGAACCGGUCUUCUAGGGUUUGAGUCGCAGUACAAAUCUUUGGUCAGUUCCUCUGAAUUCCAACGCCGUGAGCAUAGCCAGCCUUUCAAAAGAUUUAUUGAUUAUAUCUGGGUGAACAAGUAUAGCAAAAAUCUGAUACCUAUCAGAGUUCUCGGAGACAUAAAUAUUGAACAUCUGGAUAGAUUUUCAUGGUUUCCUAAUGAAUCAUAUCCAAGCGAUCACCUUCCAAUGCUAGCUCAAUUUGGAAUCAGGUAA